Brugia malayi is the source of this 477-nucleotide messenger RNA. RefSeq lists its product as uncharacterized. The transcript is spliced from 3 exons. The record is from RefSeq and is a predicted model, not a curated record. The coding region runs from base 1 to 477 and encodes 158 amino acids. NCBI's taxonomy places the organism in Eukaryota, Metazoa, Nematoda, Chromadorea, Rhabditida, Onchocercidae.
AUGCACCUUCCAUCGAUUUUUGCUUACUUGCUUCCAAUUUCAACAACGAUUGUCUGUGCAGUGAAAUGCUACUGUACGGACGAUCAUUGUGUGCCGUAUGGUGUAUGUGAAAGUACCAUAUGCUUGGUUGGAAUAGUCAAAAGUUCCAAUUCGGUUAUUCGAACAUGUGGUACCGAGAUGAUUGGCUGCCGAAGAAAUGUCGGGAGGUGGCUUCAUUUGUGCGCUUGCGAUAAACCUCUGUGUAAUACAUUUUCAUAUCUCAGGAGUAGUGCUAAACAUGAAGAUGAAGUGCCCAGUGGUUCUCUCAUUUUUAGUCGGAUACAUAGCGUAGAUUCAAAUCCAUUACAUCCGCAACCAGAUGCUCCAUUAUCUACUCGUACAUCUUUCCUUACAAUACUUCUGGUUGGUGUACCACUAGCAGUUGGAGCUGCCACCGUGGUUGUCGUUGCCUUUAAUUAUUACUGCCACCUGUGUUAA